UGCAUAUCGUUUAAGAAAAAAAGAAUUAAGCGGUAAACUUUCUGCGGCUACAGUCUAUGAAGAGAUGUUAAUAAGUAGCAACCUUCAUCAUUUCGGAACGAAAAUUCAAUUUCGUCACUGAUUCAGUGAUCCGAAAAUCACCCUAUGAAAUAGAGUGUCGUAAAAAGUUUAAAAAGUUUCAGAGUCGUUAUCCAAUAUCUAAAAAAGGGGGUCAAUAGACAUUAAAUUUUGACUAGUGAUGAAACCCCACCAGAUAAAUAUAUAUUUUUUCUUCUCUUCUCUUCACUCAGAUGUGUUAAAUCUGUGGAUACACAUAAUAAAGAAAUAGAUACAGAAGCACCUUCGCCCCGUCGGUGGAGUAUCUCUUACGUAAAGCCUCAAAAUUAAGAUAUAUAGUAGUGUUUAUAGAGAGAUACAGACAGGGAGUUGGGGAUGAGGAUGGUACGGGGAAGAUAUCUGGCGGUUGUGGCGGCGGUGUUUUCCGGCUUACUAGUGGCGGCGACGGCUGUGAUUGGGGGAGGGCAGAUUGGGUUUUCUCUAGAGAGGGCGUUCCCGACGAGUCACCGAGUUGAAUUGAGUCUGCUACGAGAACGGGACCGGGUCAGGCAUGGCCGGAUGCUGCAGAGUUUUCCCGGCGGCGUGGUUGAUUUCCCCGUUCAAGGCACCUACGAUCCGUUCCUCGUGGGGCUUUACUUUACCAGAGUUCAGUUAGGCUCUCCGCCCAAAGAGUUUUUCGUGCAAAUUGAUACCGGAAGUGAUGUGCUAUGGGUCAGUUGCAAUUCUUGUAAUGGUUGCCCGUCGUCUAGUGGACUUCAGAUACAGCUAGAGUUCUUUGACCCAUCAAGCUCACCAACAUCAUCAAUGAUCUCUUGCUCUGACAAAAGGUGUGGAUUUGGAGAACAGUCUUCAGACACUGGAUGCUCAACAGAAAACCAAUGUAGUUACACUUUCCAGUAUGGGGAUGGUAGUGGCACAUCUGGCUAUUAUGUGUCAGACUUAAUCCAUGUCGAUACAGUUGUUGGAAGCACAUUGACUUCUAACACAUCCGCCCAAGUUGUUUUUGGAUGUAGCACGUCUCAAACUGGAGACUUGACUAAGCCUGACCGAGCAGUAGAUGGAAUCUUUGGGUUUGGGCAACAAGAAAUGUCUGUGAUUUCACAGCUUUCUUCACAGGGAGUAACGCCGAAUAUGUUCUCACAUUGCCUGAAGGGAAACAAUGGUGGGGGUGGGAUUUUGGUACUGGGUCAGAUCGUGGAGCCAAGUAUGGUUUACACCCCGCUCGUCCCUUCACAGCUGCAUUACAAUUUGAAUUUGCAGAGUAUUUCUAUAAAUGGGCAUCCUUUACCCAUUGACCCACAAGUAUUUUCAACAUCAAACAACAGAGGGACAAUAAUUGAUUCUGGAACAACUUUGGCAUACCUUGCUGAGGAGGCAUAUCAUCCGUUUAUAAAUACGAUAAACGAGGCUGUAGCGGCAUCCACAAAACCUCUCGACUCCAAGGGAAACCAAUGCUACUUGAUCACAUUGAAUGUCUCUGAAAUAUUUCCAUCUGUUAGUUUGAAUUUUGUCGGUGGUGCUUCGAUGGUGUUAAGGCCCGAAGAUUACCUUUUGCAACAAAACUCCAUUGAUGGAGCUGCAGCAUGGUGCAUCGGAUUUCAGAAAAUGCAAGGCCAAGGGAUCACUAUUUUGGGAGACCUUGUCCUGAAAGACAAGAUUGUCUUUUAUGAUUUGGCAAACCAGCGGAUCGGGUGGACAAAUUAUGACUGUUCGAAACCGGUAAAUGUUUCAACAGCGAGCAGAGCAGGAAGGAGUGAAGUUGUGGACGCAGGCCAGAUAGACUACAACAAUUCGUCGUGGAACCAUCCACGCAAGCUAGUUUUCGCUCACUUGUUAAAUGUUGUGUUAUGGGCAUUUGGAGUUGUAACACUUUUGGUAUGAUUGGGUUUGGCUGUAUUCUUUUGGUAUUUGUACAGAGUGACCAUUAUUUAUUUGGGCAUGUCCAAAUUCUGCCUUUGUUUAGGUUCUCGUUUGUAACCUCACAACACCCAUAGAAACAAUUUAUGUACAAAAAAAAAACACUUUCCCGUUUAGUAUAUGCUAUAGUUUGGGAUUCUUUAAUGUGAUGAUGUGGGCAGAUGUUGUGGAGGGGAAAUUUAAUGUACUAAAAGUGACAAUCUUAAACAUUCUUUUGGUACAAUAUGAUGUCAUACGGUAUUAAAUUCUACUAUGUCAA
Molecule: messenger RNA, 2233 nt
Organism: Cuscuta campestris
Lineage: Eukaryota; Viridiplantae; Streptophyta; Magnoliopsida; Solanales; Convolvulaceae
Source: the annotation of a GenBank genome assembly